This is a messenger RNA of Austrofundulus limnaeus, 648 nucleotides long. Its product is annotated as 7SK snRNA methylphosphate capping enzyme. Gene Ontology annotation, biological process: snRNA modification; rRNA modification. NCBI's taxonomy places the organism in Eukaryota, Metazoa, Chordata, Actinopteri, Cyprinodontiformes, Rivulidae. Gene Ontology annotation, molecular function: snRNA binding; O-methyltransferase activity; rRNA (adenine-N6,N6-)-dimethyltransferase activity. The record is from RefSeq and is a predicted model, not a curated record.
CACCGGUACCAGUAUGGUAACCACUCCCAUUACUAUGGUUACCACGGCGUCUACGGUGACCAGCAWGAGGGGCGGGUCGGUGAAGAGAGGGACAUGAGGCUCCGCCUCCUGGAAGCUGAUUGGUUCACAGACAAGACGGUGUUGGAUAUUGGUUGUGGUACUGGUCACAUGACCCUGGCUCUGGCCCUGAGGUUUAACCCCGCCCACAUCCUGGGGGUGGAGCUAGAUGAGAAACUGGUCCAUGCUGCCAGGCAGAACAUCAGGCACUUCCUGUCACAUGACCUUGUGCUGACGGAGAGGGGCAGGAAGCAGGGGACGUCCCGCCCCCUCCCUCUGUCCUUCASGGUGAGCCGAGGUCCUCUGGCGGCUCCACCCCUUUUCUCUUCUUCCUCGUCUUCAUCUUCCAGGUUCCCCAACAACAUCACCUUCAUCCAGGGUGAUUAUGUGUCAGAGGGACGGACGUGGCCAGGGCGGGGUCAGUAUGAUGUCAUCACAUGUCUGGGUGUGACCAAAUGGGUGCAGCUGCAGUCAGGUGAUGGGGGCGUGGCCAGACUGUUCAAACGAGCCUAUCAGAGCCUGUCUGCAAGAGGCGUGUUCAUCCUGGAGCCGCAAGCGUGGUGCAGCUACUGUCACAGCAAGAGAGCCUCG